CUUCAUCCGAGACCAUCCCACUGUUUACGCCGUCACAUUGAUGGGUUCGUAGCUCAUUCAUAAGAGGGCAUAUGAUCAGCGAGGAGCUUGCAGUUCACUAUGUACAUACACAUGUCGAUGGCUAUACUCUGGACCUAUGAUUAUGCAUGUUCACUUCAUGAAGAGUGGACAUUUUUGCUUCGAUCACGCUGGAGCAAGAUGAAAGGCCUCUAUAUCGUUACACGAUACCUCUCUUUCAUCUUUCUCGCCACAGAUCUAUAUCUGUACUUUGCCCCGAAUGAGAACCCAGGUAAAUGCCGAGUGUUGCAAAAUAUUCAAUCAGGUCUUGGCACAGUAUUAGUAAUUUUUUCCGAAUAUUUUUUUGUCUCCAGAACAUACGUGCUCUGGAACAAAAAUAGGAUCUUGCUCGCAGCUAUCGUGUGCACCUCUUUCAUUGUUAUCGUAGCUACCUUCGGCAUCGUCUUUGUCACUGACGUCCCUGCAGCAUAUGCAACUAGCACAAUCCCGGGAAUCACAGGGUGCUACCAGAGUCCAUCCAGUCACCAGCUUUUCAUACCAUUUCUUCUCCUCUCCUUGUUCGAAAUGGGACUCAUGAUCCUCACGCUCAUACGUGCCAUACAGAGCUGGCGGACAAACCAAAGCCGUCUGUAUGUUGUCCUGGUGAACCAUAAUAUAUCCUAUUAUGCAUGCGGUUUUCUGUUCUCGGUAACGAACAUCAUCACACCGCUACUCCUCCAGGACGCCUACCAGGCUAUUUUGAAUAGUGUCCAGUUUAUCAUGCUUGCAAUUCUUGCCACGCGCAUGCACCUUCAUCUCUGGCAGGUGAACCGACAUCCACGCCGCUCUACUAGUGCCCUUGUGCAUAUUCAAAUGUCCAACAUUUCAUUUGCAAAUCCCACGGUGUGAUGUCUUACUCCGUAGCUUAUUCGGUGGCGUCCAUGGAGCACGAGGCUUGGAUUGUACAAGAUGACUGGUGGAUGUGGGCUUGGU
Suillus plorans is the source of this 990-nucleotide messenger RNA. RefSeq lists its product as uncharacterized. The transcript has 16 exons. Lineage: Eukaryota; Fungi; Basidiomycota; Agaricomycetes; Boletales; Suillaceae. The record is from RefSeq and is a predicted model, not a curated record. Bases 100 to 906 code for a protein of 268 amino acids.